UUGUCUCAGGUCAGUGGCAGUCAACAGCUCGGUGAUAAAGUCGAACUCGAAUUUCAAGCUUUCCGUUUACAACAGUACGAAUUGAAUGGAAAUAUAAUUGGUAGCAAAACCUUUCGAGUCCAGUAUGAAGCCGUUUCGUUAACAUCGAAAGCAUUAAGAAGAUGUGUUGUCACAUCUUGGCGAGACUUGACUGGCUACACAAAUCUGGACGAUCUAUUGGCUACCAGUGUUGGUGCACUACUGGUGAUCAUACCAUCUGAUCUGGAUGCUUUGUCACCAGCUGACAAAACGCUGUUUUCCGAGCUGGAGCGUAAGUUAGCCACAGCUCGUACAGAAAUGGCUGUCUAUGUAACGCGCUCUUCACCGGAAGCCACUGCCAUUCUCAGUGAUGUGCAGUCUUCAUCGGCUACUACAAAAUCCGCGACUCAGCAGCUUUUCAACUCUAUUGCUGCCAACACGUUUCAGUUUACCUCUACCGGCUCUCACUCUUCCAAUGCACUCACAUACAAGCCGAACAACAUCAUUGGCCGUCUGAGAAGUAGUGAUCGCUCAGCCCCUACGAUUGCUUUUGUUGCCCACUAUGAUUCGCAUGCAGCUUUUCCUGGUGCUGCCGUAGGCGCGGAUUCGAAUGGAAGUGGAGUUGUUGUUUUACUAGAAUUGUUAGCGAUAUUCAGAAAACUCUACGAGAAACCAGCCACAAGACCGCCCUUUAAUCUAGUAUUUGUGUGGACUGCUGCAGGUAAAUAUAACUACCAGGGCGCAAGACAAUUCAUAGAGGACUUCCAAAGCGCUGGUAUUGCUUAUGUCUACCCCUUCCCAGAUGAUCAUCAUCUUGAACUUGCUAUAUGCGUCGAGGCUUUGGGAGGAGCUGGAUCCCUAAGAAUGCACGCUUCCAAGCAGCCAGCUGACGGGUCUGCCGCAGACUCUUGUUUACAAUUUUCGGACUUACGCCCAUUUUUUACGCACAUCAGUACUUUUUAUACAGAUCGAUUACUACGUCGCCUUCGUCAUGCAGCACCAAAUCAAAGUGUUGAACUGGUCACAAAGAAAAUCAGCGUAAAUCAGCCAUCUGCAUGGGAACACGAGAAGUUCAAUAUCAAGCGACUACCUGCUGUUACACUUUCUCGACUAGCAACCCAUGAUGACGCCAUCAGAAAAUCUAUGCUUGAUACCCCAAGCCAGUUGAGUUUGGAAAAUAUGGAACAAAAUAUUCGGUGA
Messenger RNA from Cylicostephanus goldi, 1218 nucleotides. The record is from the annotation of a GenBank genome assembly. NCBI's taxonomy places the organism in Eukaryota, Metazoa, Nematoda, Chromadorea, Rhabditida, Strongylidae.